AUGCUCCAAUGGAUAGCCUUCAGAAAUUUAUCCCAGUCACUUUUAUCCUAUUUGCCUUGCUAACAGGUUUUGGCUUUGGUUAUUCUAUUAUAAAUGGGCCAGCUAAUGCAACAGUCCUAGCUGGUUCAGAGGCUCGGUUUAACUGUACUGUGUCACAAGGAUGGCAAAUUAUCAUUUGGCUUUUAAACGGGAAUGCUGUUCUCACGACAACUCACCUUGGAGGAGCAGUUGUAACAAUAGAUCGCUUCACUCAGCAAAAUUAUACCAGUGGUGAGACUUUUACCUCAGAGCUGAUCAUCCACAAUGUCCAACAGAACGAUUCUGGUAAAAUAGAAUGCAGCAUCCAACUUGGUAUCCCCAACAGUUAUGCCUUUCUUUCUGUGCAAGUUAAUGGAUCUUUGUUCAUCAAAGAUCACAACUCAACAGUAAGAAAGAAUGAAACAAUUGAAAUUGUUUGUGAAGCCUUAGGAUGGGCUCCAGCUCCAAACAUGACCUGGAUGAUAAACAACUCUUUUGUAGAUAAGUCCAGGUAUGUUACUAACUACAGUCAAGGAUCUAAUGAUCUUCACAAUGAAGUGAGCAUCUUAACUUUGACUCUGAUGGCCAAUGAGACGCUGACUUGUUUAGCUUAUAUAGAGGCACUUCCUAAGCCCCAGAAUGCAACUGUAACUCUUAUUGUGCAGGAUUCUCUUGCAGAAAAUGGUAACCAAGAAGACAGCACGCGGACACGGACUAUUAUACUUGCAGUUACACUGUCAAUUGGUUUUCUUCUUCUGAUCAUUAUUAUUUUUAUCAUAAUAUACUGCUGCCUAAAAAACAAAGAGUCCACCUAUCAAAAGGAGUUGAGAAAAGUUUCAACUAAGAAAACCAAUGAUGGUAGUGUGAAGACCAGGAGAAGCAGUGGUAAUGACAAUUCUGGAUACAGUCCCGAGGACCCAGUGUACACAAAACAAAUGCCAAGAAUCGCCCCUCUUCCCCCAAUGGCUUCCAACUUUCGCCCAGAAGAAGAUUUAGAAGUCAGUUCCUCAUCAGAGGUACCUUAUAAGGUGCAGCAGAACAGAGAAUCACCUCGAAGACCUACUGAUUAUCCAGUCAACCCAACGAAAAUCAGAAACGUGACACUUGUAUAGGAGUUACUGCCCUUUGAGGUUCCUGUAUCACUGAAAUUUACACCUUUGGAUGACUUCCUGCAACUCAUAAAGAUCACCAUAAUUUCACUUAUAUUUGAAAACAGGACCACAGAUGUAUCUAUUUUUUAUAUAAUGAACAAUUUCUACCAAGAAGAAAUAACAAUCUUGACUUUAACAUACACAUUUUCAACAAAAUUCUAUAUACAAAUGAUGGACCUGAUCCUGUAAUAGGAUUCAGGCAGGUGCACCUUGCAGAGCUCCACUGACUCUCAGGGGGCUUCCCAAUGGCAAGGGGCCACGUAGUGGAGUCCCAUGGAAGUCAGUAAGGCUCCACGUGAGCACAAAGGUUUGCUCACCCAGAUCCAACUGAAAGAUCAGAGAUUAUAUAAACUGGAGAUUUAUUAGUCCGGAACAGCAAAAUCUAUUGCUGGGUAGUAUAAUGUUGCUUUUAUAUUAUUUAAUUUAUACUUUCUGAUCAUCCCAAGCUCCAUCAUCAACAAACGUUUCCAUUUCUUAUUUCCUAAUAUAAGCCAAGAUUUCCAAUAGGGCUGGUUGAGGAUUUUCAAUCAAAAUUUUUUUUUGCAAAAAGUGUCCAUUUUCUAAAGAAAACUUCAAC
This is a messenger RNA of Gopherus evgoodei (Goodes thornscrub tortoise), 1746 nucleotides long. It is a transcript of the gene IGSF5, whose product is annotated as immunoglobulin superfamily member 5. Gene Ontology annotation, biological process: cell-cell adhesion. The record is from RefSeq and is a predicted model, not a curated record. NCBI's taxonomy places the organism in Eukaryota, Metazoa, Chordata, Testudines, Testudinidae.